GUUCACAUUCCAGGACACUGAGGAAACUGCUAGUCGCUACAAUUUGAAAACCCAGGAAGAAGACAUGGCAUCAAAUCAUCCCAUUCACAUUCAUCCCGCACGACCUCUGUAUCGCUUUACUGCCACAGCCUUGGGGGCUAGCAUGUGGUUCUUCCUAAUGUAUCGAGCCAAGAAAGAUGGUCCUGCCCUGUUAGGAUGGAAGCACCCUUGGGAUCAUUGAGUGCGCAUUGUCCCAGUGUGUUCAAGUUAUUUGCUAGAGCCCAACCACUCAUAUAACCGAACGGCUAUGUCUUUCGGGGAUCAAUAAACGGAAACAAAGAAGAAAGAAACGGAUAUCAAUCACCAACCAGGCUUAGAUAUCUCAACCGUGAACUCGAAGAGCUCCCGUAAGAACGCGGAAACCUUUACCAUCCUAACAGUGAACACUGCUCAGGGGGUCAAAUUCAGUUUCUCAUUUCGUCGAGUAGCAUUUUGUAACGCCGACGUUUCUUCGACUUGUCCUGUCGCAAUCUUUCAAGUAAUUUCCCCACCUGACGAGCAAAAGUAGG
This is a messenger RNA of Aspergillus homomorphus CBS 101889, 548 nucleotides long. RefSeq lists its product as uncharacterized. Gene Ontology annotation, cellular component: mitochondrial inner membrane. NCBI's taxonomy places the organism in Eukaryota, Fungi, Ascomycota, Eurotiomycetes, Eurotiales, Aspergillaceae. The transcript is spliced from 3 exons. The coding region runs from base 65 to 220 and encodes 51 amino acids. The record is from RefSeq and is a predicted model, not a curated record.